Biomphalaria glabrata is the source of this 1451-nucleotide messenger RNA. Its product is annotated as 15-hydroxyprostaglandin dehydrogenase [NAD(+)]-like. Lineage: Eukaryota; Metazoa; Mollusca; Gastropoda; Planorbidae. The record is from RefSeq and is a predicted model, not a curated record. Gene Ontology annotation, molecular function: oxidoreductase activity, acting on the CH-OH group of donors, NAD or NADP as acceptor. The transcript is spliced from 8 exons. Bases 262 to 1026 code for a protein of 254 amino acids. Gene Ontology annotation, cellular component: cytoplasm.
AGGCUCUAGCCCUAUGAAUGUGGCCUACAGUUGUAAUACCAACACGCUCAGGAUAUAACAACUACAACACUGCAAAGAAAUUUGAUAUCCAUUAUGAAGUCGCAACAAAGUCUGUGAUGGAUUAUACAACUGCAGUUGAAGAAGCUAACAAUUAGGAGAGACUCAGAUCUAUUACAUGCCCCAUAAUUCGCAACAUCCAAACUCGGCCUGGUCCGGGCACUUCUUGGCGUCUAUUCACAUCAUUCCAGAAACCGUUGCAACAUGAGCUGCACUGGUAAGGUUGCCUUGGUUACUGGAGCCGCUCAGGGACUCGGGAAAGCUUUCUGCGAAAUUUUGCUCAAAAAUGGCGCCAAGGUUGGUUUGACAGAUGUCAACGCAGAGCUUGGCUCCAGAACUGCAGCAGAGUUUGAAUCGAAAUACGGGAAAAAUCGUGUUGUCUUUCAAAAGUGUGACGUCACCAGCACUUCCGAUUUCACUGAUGCCUUUCAGAAGAUCAAGUCGACGCUUGGUGGCCUAGACAUUGUGGUGAAUAAUGCCGGUGUUGGAUUUGAAAUGGGAAAUAAAUGGGAGCUGACUGUCGAUAUUAAUGUGAAAGGGACAAUCAAAGGGACAAUGUUAGCCAUGGACAACAUGAGGAAAGAUAAAGGAGGCCAAGGAGGGGUCAUUGUCAAUGUAGCAAGCAUGGCCGGUAUAAACCCUAAUCCAUGUGGGCCAGUUUACGGAGCUACCAAAAGUGCAAUCAUCACGUUCUCUCAGUGCUGGGCGAAAAACCCAGAACUUUUACAAAAUGGAGUCCGCAUCAAUGUGUUGGCUCCUGCAUUCGCUGAGACAGAGAUGAUGAAAGGUUUAUCCGACAAAAGUUCCAUCCAUGCUCCAGUCAUAGUGGAAAUGAUCAAACAGAAAGUUGGCAUUAUGACACCUGAGUUUGUAGCAGAAGCGUUCUAUGAGCUAGUCGAAGACCAAACAAAAACAGGCGCCAUCUUGAAGGUUGCCCAGACAACAGGAAAACAGUAUCAUACCAUGUAGUCAUAAUGAAAGGUCAGAGCAGAUGACUUCCGUCAGUCCAAGGGGCAACAGUCAAAGCGUACACUCCAGAUAUAGAUUACAGCCCUUGUUUAUAACUCGGGUGAAAGGGAGAUAUAGUUAAAUGGAAAUGAUAUUCUUUAAAAAUAAAUAUUUAUAAAAAAAAAACACUUUACGACAUUACUUCUGGACAAACUGUUUUUGGACAUUAAUAAUACAAAGUUGCUACCAUUAUGCAUAACAUAAUAAUUUGUGAUACUUAGUCAUAUAAAAAUAUGGUAUUGAUGGACAAAAAUGUUAAUACACUAGUAUGUUUCAAAUGAUUUGAAGUAAUUAUUUUUAAUGAUGUCAAUGUGUAUAUUUUGCUACGUAACCACAGUAACCUUUACAGUAUUUUUAUCUUAUUAAACUGUCGUUAUAUUUAUAAA